UAGUGAUAGAGGCUACUAGAAUACAGGGGGGCGCCGACACUGAUAUUGCAUACCCCUCGGCAAAUGUGCAGUUGCGCCCCUGGUGCUGGCGCAAUGUUUUUGUGACUUUCGCAGUCUGUAACCGGUACCAUGGCGUCUGGCGAGGAGGACGGAACUGUUGAGGAGAAAGAAACCAACAACAAGAAGCGGACGAAAGGCACCAUCGCAACGGCAUGGCUCACGUUCUACAAUAUCGCCAUGACAGCUGGGUGGCUUGUAUUGGCUGUUGCCAUGGUCCGGUAUUACCUUCAGAAAGGCACCCAUAAAGGCUUGUACAGAAAUAUAGCCAAGACACUUAAAUUUUUCCAGACAUUUGCACUACUAGAGGUUGGACACUGUGCUAUUGGAAUUGUGCGGACAUCUGUAAUUGUGACUGGGGUCCAAGUAUGUUCUCGGAUAUUCAUGGUUUGGUUUGUUACAAACAGCAUCAGACAGAUUCAGAAUGAGGAGAGUGUGAUCUUGUUCGUAGUAGUUUGGACGAUUACAGAGAUCACUCGCUACUCUUUCUACACUUUCAACUUGCUCAAUCAUCUGCCAUACUUCAUCAAGUGGGCCAGGUAUAACAUGUUUAUUGUCAUGUACCCCUUGGGAGUAAUUGGAGAACUGCUGACGAUACAUGCCUCCUUACCGUAUGUGCGGAGAUCUGGCAUGUAUUCCCUGAGGCUCCCCAACAAAUACAAUGUGUCCUUUGACUAUUACUACUUCUUGAUCAUCGUCAUGCUGUCCUACAUCCCGUUGUUUCCUCAGCUGUACUUCCACAUGCUACGUCAGAGGAGGAGGGUACUUCAUGGAGAAAUCGUAGUAGAGAAAGAUGAGUAGAAAGACACCACUAAAAAAAAAAAAAAAAAAACAGGUAGCCAUCAGUUAUUUAAGAAAAGUUUCUGCAUCAGUUUAUGGUCAAAAUAAGAAGCUGAAAACAUUAAAUACAAAUGAAUUCUACAAUUAUUAGUUGCAGUAUAUAUUCUUGUUAGAACCUUUCCUACGGUCCACCACCCUUUCCAGCUGUGUUUUAUUUCACAAGGUUGGAAUGACUACAAUCGUCAAAGGAGAUAUGAACCAUAAUUGUGUUUUGUGUAAUUACAGAGAUACUAUGUAAACCAUUCUGCAAAUUCUAGGUCUUCACUUUUUUUCUCAUUUAUGUUCUUGGACUGAUUAGGGAUUAAGUGAUUUAUAUUACUAUAUCUUACCUUCUCCGUCUGAAUGGUUCAGGUGGUGUUACAAUUGACAGCAAAAUUGCAAACUAGCUAUGGAGAGACGUAACUAUCAUAUACAACGCCCCACCACAAACACACAUUUUCAUUCACAACAAAUUGGUAUAAGCAGAAAAAAAAAUAUUGUAAUUAAAAUACAAUAUAAAUGCAUUAAUAUAAAUCUUAAAGGGAUUUAUCUGUUUGUGUGAAAACUACUGUCAUGACAAUAUCUAGAUAUCAUAUCAGUGUUCUUAUGUUUAACACACUAGGUUUUGCAAAGUAAAAAAUCUGAGAACUGUAUUUUUAAAAUAUAUACCAACACCAUAUUCUAACAAGGUGAAACAUGAUAAAGCAACAAGUGAUAAUAUCUCACCCAUGUUAUUUUUAUUUUAUUUUUAAUUUUUUUCCAAACCAGCUGAGACUGAAAAGCAACAUAAAAUUUUGUCCAUUGAUUGGUUUCUAGUUUUGGGAUGUCACUCUGUGUAUCCCCACCCACCGUGACAUCUCAUUAGUCCAAAAUCCCACUCCUCAUAUAUAUUACACAUCAAAUAUGGGUGUGACUUUGUCCCAACAUGCAGAAGUUUCACAGAAGUUUGGACAGAAAAUUACUUGUAACUGUCUUUGUUGGGAUAUUUUUUUUUUACAUUUCAGUAUGCACUAUGAUUAUCUUUGUUGCUUCAGUGUUUACAAUCCAAACUAGAGUAAAUAAACUGGAAAACGUUUGUACAGGUAGUGCUAUAGAUAACAGUAAUCUUUAGAUAUUUGUUGCUAAAACCUUAACAAUCAGACCUUCUGUGUUGUUGAUUUUAUUUUAUUUUUUUGUAAGAAACUUGUGUUCACAUGCUCUGUUUUUGAGUAGAGUAUCUCUCUACGGUGCUACAAAUUUUAAUUCUUCCGUGCAGCUGAGUAGAGAAAAGGACAGGAUUUGGAGUGAGAAGUCUUCAAACAAACAUUUUCAUGUUAUUUAAUUUAAUACCUGGAAACUGAACUGAUUGAAUAAAGAUCUUGUGGGGAAAAAAAUGAAUGGAAGAAAGAAAAUGAAAGAAACAAUAAAAC
Sinocyclocheilus grahami is the source of this 2285-nucleotide messenger RNA. RefSeq names its product 3-hydroxyacyl-CoA dehydratase 1 (gene hacd1). The coding region runs from base 130 to 858 and encodes 242 amino acids. Gene Ontology annotation, biological process: fatty acid elongation; very long-chain fatty acid biosynthetic process; sphingolipid biosynthetic process. Gene Ontology annotation, cellular component: endoplasmic reticulum membrane. NCBI's taxonomy places the organism in Eukaryota, Metazoa, Chordata, Actinopteri, Cypriniformes, Cyprinidae. Gene Ontology annotation, molecular function: 3-hydroxyacyl-CoA dehydratase activity. The record is from RefSeq and is a predicted model, not a curated record. The transcript has 7 exons.